Molecule: messenger RNA, 1089 nt
Organism: Brassica oleracea var. oleracea
Lineage: Eukaryota; Viridiplantae; Streptophyta; Magnoliopsida; Brassicales; Brassicaceae
Product: alcohol dehydrogenase 1B-like
Exons: 6
Coding region: 1-882 (293 amino acids)
Source: RefSeq, a predicted model, not a curated record
AUGGCCGUGGUCGACCCUGAUGCCCUUAAGGUGGCAGGCUCUGAUGUACCAAACAAUGAUUCUUGGGACGUCAAGAUUCAUGGUACUGAAAAAAGCCGUCUCUUCGCCUUCCUCUCUUCCUCUCUAUCUCUUCCUCUCUGUCUCUCCCCACUCCCUCUCCCAUGGCGGCUUCUUCUACAUUCUCCCUCCGUUAGAUCUUUGCAAACCGGGGCUUCCGGCGAUGAUGAUCGUCAACUCCCUCCGCCGCUGUCUCCGUCAUCCAUCGCUGGGUAUCACGUGAGCUCCGGCGGAUACAUGCGCGGAGCUGUCUAUCGUGAGCCAAAUCAGCCUCUAACAAUCGAAGAAUUUCACAUUCCCCGACCAAAAGUGAAUGAGAUUCUCAUCAAAACCAAAGCUUGUGGAGUAUGCCACUCUGAUCUACAUGUGAUGAAAGGAGAGAUACCAUUCUCUAGUCCUUGUGUUAUUGGUCAUGAGAUCACUGGUGAAGUCGUUGAACAUGGUCCUUUUACUGAUCACAAGAUCAUCCAAAGGACCAUGAUGACAUUUUUGCUUAUAAUAGAGCUAAAGGAACUCUUUAUAUACAAUGGUGAAACUCGUCUGUUUUUGCGUCAUGAUGAUUCACCGGUGUAUAUGUACAGUAUGGGAGGGAUGGCUGAGUACUGCGUCACACCAGCUCAUGAGUCUCUGCCCUACACUGAGUCUGCCAUUCUAGGCUGUGCUGUUUUUACAGCAUAUGGUGCUAUGGCUCAUGCUGCUGAGAUCCGUCCUGGAGAUUCUAUUGAUGUUAUUGGAAUCGGUGGUGUUGGCUCAAGUUGUUUGCAGAUAGCGAGGGCUUUUGGAGCCUCUGAUAUAAUAGCUGUGGAUGUCCAGGAUGAUAAUUAAAUUGGAGAAGGCUAAGACUCUUGGUGAUACUUCUUGGCUAAAAGCAAGACUCCCUAAAAGAACCAAUCGCCAUCAAGAAGUUUAACUGUUUAAAAAGUCCAAAAACGGAGAUGGUGUUUCCCCAACUGCCAUCUCGCGAUCAGGAAAUUGCUUCUCUAGUCAUCAUGUUGCAACAAUUACAAAGAAGACGACAUAAGGGAAUUUCUU